CGGCACCCUGCAUAACCUCUGAUAACCUCUUUGGCUUACCUCCGUUUGAGAAAGCAGUGCAGUGUGCUAUAUAAACUUGCGAGAAGGUCAAGGCGCUAUAAUUCAACCGACCGGUGGAGUAAAAGGAAAAAAACCUCCGUUUGAGAGCAGGUGCCACACGAAAGUGACGAGAGAAGCAGAAAGAAGAAAGUGAGGAUUCUGUCGUUCGAACGGCCCGUUGACGAAAUUAGAUCUUAUGGGAGCUGAAGGAAUGUCAAGAUGAGUAAAUAUUAUAGGCAUCGUUUAAUACCGAAACAUCAGGAUUCCGAGCAUUUACUAUUCUCAGUCUUCACAGCAAAUGAUAUAAGGAAUUUAAGUGUAACGAAAAUCAGAACACCAUUAUCUUUUAACAUUCUUGGACAUCCACUGAAGGGUGGAUUGUACGACCCAUCCUUAGGUACAACAAAAAGUAGUUCAGAGCUAUGCAGCACAUGUGGACACAGUGGUUUCAAAUGCCCAGGUCAUUUUGGCCAUAUAGAAUUACCAGUGCCUAUUGUCAAUCCAUUGUUCCACAAAGCACUGUCCGUGUUACUCAAACUGUCAUGUACAAGUUGCUUCACGUUACAAAUACCUUCGUACCUCAAACUACUGCUGUCUGCAAAAUUACAGUUACUUUAUCAAGGACAGCUCAGCGACCUCGAUGACUUGGAUCAAGAGGUGAUGUCCGCAAUAUCGAGUCUUAAGAAGGAGGACGAACGAACGGAGUGCGCUCGUGUUUUAAUUGACACUUAUAUACAAAAUUUCCUGAAUAGAAAUAGAAACGGUGAAUUUAUGACUCAGAAUCACGAGGAUCAGGCUAAUACAAAGAACAUCAUUAUGCAAUGGCAUAUGCAUGUUGAGAACAUACUUAAGCAAUACGUGAGAAACAACAAAGCUGGAAUAUGCCUGAAUUGUCACGAUAGCCUUCCAAAAAUCUCAACCCUGCAAAAUAAAAUAAUGGUGACCAACAAGGAGGUUACACCUUCUAAAGCAGUGGUCGCGCGCAAGGUGGUACAUAGAUUGGACGCGAUGAUGAUUAUGCCGGAUCAGUCCAAGGAAUAUCUACGAAAACUGUGGAGCAACGAGAAGGAUUUUCUCAAGAUAAUUGUACCCUGCCUGGAGCUGGUGGACAUCGAGUAUCCCACUGAUAUAUUUUUCUUCGAGGUGAUACCCGUCCUACCGCCGAUCGUGCGACCGGUGAACUUUCUCAACGGUCAAAUGGUCGAGCAUCCGCAAACGCACAUCUACAAGAGUAUCAUACAGGACUGUUUGGUCCUGAGAAACAUUAUACAAACCAUUCAGGACGGCGGCACCGAGCACCUGCCGCAGGAAGGUCGUCUUGUCUUCGAGCAGAUAAAGGGCACCACGGCGGUCGAGAAGUUGCACAACGCCUGGCAGACGUUGCAGAGCAAUGUGAAUCACCUGAUGGAUCGCGACAUGAACAAGACUCCGGAAUCCCUCAACGGCCAGGGCCUGAAGCAGGUUCUCGAGAAGAAGGAGGGCAUCAUUAGGAUGCACAUGAUGGGCAAGAGGGUGAACUUCGCCGCGCGCUCGGUUAUCACUCCGGAUCCCGACUUGAAUAUAGACGAGAUCGGCAUACCCGAGGCUUUCGCCCGCAAAUUAACGUAUCCCACGGCCGUGACGCCGUGGAACGUCGUCGAAUUGCGACGAUUAGUCACCAACGGGCCGGUUUAUCCCGGCGCGGUCAUGGUCGAGAACGAGGACGGCUCGGUGCAGGCCAUCGACGGCAAGGACUUGACGCAGAGGGAAGCUAUCGCGAAGCGUCUCUUGGUGACGAGCGACCGGAUCAACGAGUCCUUCGUCGGCGUGAAAAUAGUGCACCGGCAUCUCCAGAACGGCGACGUGCUGCUGAUCAACCGACAACCGACGUUGCACAAGCCGAGUAUAAUGGCGCACAAAGCGCGUGUCCUGAGAGGUGAGAAAACGCUGCAUCUUCAUUAUGCGAAUUGCAAGGCGUACAACGCGGACUUCGACGGCGACGAGCUCAACGCUCAUUUCCCGCAGAACGAACUGGCCAGAAGCGAGAGCUACAACAUAGCCAAUGUGUCGAAUCAGUAUCUCGUGCCGAAAGACGGGACCCCGUUGAGCGGCCUUAUACAGGAUUACAUGGUGUCCGGAGUGCGGCUGACGACCAGAGGUAGAUUCUUCUCGAGGGUGCACUACACGCAGCUGGUUUACACCGCGUUGCCGACGACGCAGAAGAACAUCAUUCUCCUACCGCCAACGAUUGUCAAGCCGAAAAUGCUGUGGUCGGGCAAACAGAUCCUCUCGACGGUCAUCAUCAAUAUCAUUCCCUCGCACAAGGCGCGCAUCAAUUUGACCUCCAGCACGAAAAUCAACGCGAAGGAGUGGCAAGCGGAGGCGCCACGGCGCUGGAAAUGCGGAACGGAAUUUAAAGACCCGACAACCAUGUCGGAGGCCGAGGUCGUGAUUCGACACGGGGAAUUGUUGUGCGGCGUGCUCGACAAGAUGCAUUACGGCGCGACUCCUUACGGUCUUAUUCAUUGUAUUUACGAAUUGUACGGGGCGAUAUGCGCGAGCGACGUGCUGAGCGCGUUCGGCCGGCUGUUCCAGAUGUUUCUGCAGCGCGACGGCUUCACCCUCGGAGUCGAGGACAUUCUGAUAACUCGGAAGAUCGACGAGAAGCGUAGAGAGAUCAUUUCCAGCUGCAGAAAAGUCGGCGAGGCAGUGCAGAGAUCCGUGGCGAAAGCACCCGACGGCGCGUCGAUGGACGAGGUUCGAGCCAAGAUGGAGGAAUCCUAUUGGAACAACGCGAAAUUUCGCGCGCAAGUCGAUCACAAGUACAAGAGCACCCUGGACGUUUACACGAAUGACAUUAACAAGGUUUGCCUGCUAGCGGGACUCUUCAAGAAAUUCCCAGACAACAAUCUGCAGCUCAUGGUGCAAUCCGGUGCGAAGGGAUCCACAGUCAAUACCAUGCAGAUAUCGUGUCUGCUCGGUCAGAGCGAGUUGGAGGGCAAGAGGCCGCCGUUGAUGAUCAGCGGGAAGAGCUUGUCGAGCUUCCCGGCAUACGAUCCGACACCUCGAGCCGGCGGUUUCAUCGACGGUAGAUUUAUGACGGGCAUCAAACCGCAGGAAUGCUUCUUCCACUGCAUGGCGGGGCGCGAGGGUCUCAUCGACACCGCCGUGAAAACCAGUAGGUCCGGUUACUUGCAGAGAUGUUUGGUGAAACACCUGGAAGGCUUGAUCGUCGGUUACGACGCGACCGUUAGGGACUACGACGGUAGCUUGAUACAGUUUCAUUACGGCGAGGACGGCCUCGAUAUACCGGGUUCGCGUUUCCUGAGGAAAGACCAGAUUGGAUUUUUGAUCGACAAUAAGGAAUCUAUCAUAGACGAGGAGUUAUUGAAAUGCCUGAAGGGGGAUAACGAGGAGAUUACGAAGAUGAUGAAGAAGAUCAAGAAGUGGAAGAGCAAAAAUGGCUCCUCGUUGCAAAAGAGGAGGAUCAGUGAGUUCGGUAGAUUCUCCAUGGAGAAUUCCGAUCGGAGUAACGCAAGUGCGAAACGAAACGCCAUCGACGGCAAUUGCGGAAGAAGCAAAACCGCGCUGUCGCUCAUGAGGAAGUGGAUAAGAGCGAAGAGGGAGGUGAAGGAGUCAUUUCGCGCGCAAUGUGCCAAAUGUCCCGAUCCGAUAAUGUCAAGAUACCGGCAGGACGUUGAAUUCAGUGUACUGUCCGAACGGAUAGAAAGCCUAAUGGACGAAUACCUCUCCCGUCCGUCCGUCAGAAUCAAAAAGUCCGCCCUGAGAGAUCUGCUGUCUAUAAAGAUUAUGAAGACAAUUUGUCCGCCUGGCGAGCCGGUUGGUUUAUUGGCGGCGCAAUCCAUAGGCGAGCCGUCCACUCAGAUGACGUUGAACACCUUCCAUUUUGCGGGACGUGGAGAGAUGAACGUGACCUUGGGUAUUCCGAGACUGCGUGAAAUCCUGAUGAUGGCGUCGAGAAACAUAAAGACACCGAGUAUGGAAAUACCGUUCCAAAGCGACUUGCAAGAUCUCGACAAGCAGGCGAAGAAGCUGAGAUUGAGAUUGACAAAGUGCGUCCUGCACGACGUGUUGAGGGAUGUUACGAUGAGCAGGAGAAUGGAGGACGGCCCGCAUAGAAAAUUGGUCCACACCUUGACAGUCAAAUAUCUUCCUCACAAGUACUACAAGGGAGAAUUCUCCGUUCAUCCACGGGACGUGAUUAAGUGUACCGAGGAAAUUUUCUUCAAGAAUAUAUUCAGAGAAAUUAAAAAAUCUGCCAAAGUGUCGAAAAUUUUGUUGCACUUCGAGGGAGAAAAGAGACGAGUGACGACCGACGAGGACGCGGCGAUAGAUCAAAUAGAUCCUGACGAGGUGGCGCCGGAGAAACCUGGGAAUAGAACACGGAUGGAUUUAGGAGAGAUGCACGAGUCGUCCGAUGAGGAACAAGCCGCGGAAGAUGCUGAUGCGACGAUGGCUAAAUCGUUGUCGCGUCAUCGAGAGAAUCAGGAGUACGAAGAUCCCGAAGAAGAGGAGAUUGAGGAUACGUUAAACGACAAGGAGGAAGAAUCGGACGAUGAUAAUAAUAUUAAUGCGAGUAGAACUUUUGAGAAUGAAGAGGACGAUGAUAAUGACGAUAACACGAAGUUGAAUAAAAGAAAAAACACCAGCAGGAAGGAUUGUGUCGUAAAUAUGUAUAAACACGCUAUGGAUUAUGAUUAUGACGAGAAUAAACUGUCGUGGUGCAAAUUCACCUUUUGGUUACCACUUACGGCAAUUACAUUGGAUUUGCCAACAGUAAUCAAGAAUGCUGCAAGUAAAACUGUCUUGUGGGAAACACCAUGUAUCAAGAAAGCUUUUACAUUUCAAAAUAGUAAAGGCGAAACAAUCCUCAAAACAGAUGGUUUAAACAUAGCGGAUAUGUUUAAGUAUGACAAUAUACUUGAUUUAAACAGAUUAUAUUCCAAUGACAUUUAUAAUAUUUCUCAAACAUAUGGAAUUGAAGCUGCAAAUAGAGUCAUCGUAAGAGAAGUUAAGGACGUCUUCAAGAUGUAUGGCAUAACCGUCGACUCGAGACAUCUGUCCUUAAUCGCAGACUAUAUGACAUUCGAUGGUACAUUUAAACCACUCAGUCGAAAAGGAAUGGAGAGUUCUGCUUCACCAUUGCAGCAAAUAAGUUUCGAAAGCUCGCUGGGUUUUUUGAAAACAGCGACAUUGCAAGGUGAGUUACAUUAG
Molecule: messenger RNA, 5253 nt
Organism: Wasmannia auropunctata (little fire ant)
Lineage: Eukaryota; Metazoa; Arthropoda; Insecta; Hymenoptera; Formicidae
Gene: RpI1
Product: DNA-directed RNA polymerase I subunit RPA1
Exons: 5
Coding region: 259-5253 (1664 amino acids)
Biological process (GO): DNA-templated transcription
Cellular component (GO): RNA polymerase I complex
Molecular function (GO): DNA-directed RNA polymerase activity; DNA binding
Source: RefSeq, a predicted model, not a curated record